Messenger RNA from Entamoeba nuttalli P19, 186 nucleotides. RefSeq names its product phosphatidylinositol 3-kinase, putative. The transcript has a single exon. The record is from RefSeq and is a predicted model, not a curated record. Lineage: Eukaryota; Evosea; Mastigamoebida; Endamoebidae. Bases 1 to 186 code for a protein of 61 amino acids.
AUGCUUGCUACAGGUAUUCCUGAAUUACAAAGUGCCAAAGAUAUUGAAUAUAUGAGAAAUAUGUUCAUGUUUGAUAAAAAUGAUGAUGAGGCUAAAGAGGCAUUUAGACAACUCAUUUAUAAAUGUCUUGAUGCUUGGUCUCAAACUGUUAAUGAUUUGAUUCAUGACUUCGUACAUUAUAAAUGA